AUGAUGUGGCCAGAGCCGGGGUAUAAAUUCCUGUCAAGCUUGGCCGCCGUCGCCCAUAAGCACGGUAUCACGGUGGAAGAUUCCGAUAGCUUGGAGCUUGUUCUUCGUGCAAUGGGCGAUGAAUUGCGUAGUGCUCGUCUUCGAAAAGAGCUGGUUCGGUCACCGCUACCUGCGCUGCUUUUGCAAAUUCUCCAGAAAGCUAAUUUAAGUGAACGGACGGAAGCUCUGCGUGUAGCUGCAAAUCUUUGUAUUGAUAACUCAGAGAGUCGACUUAUCUUGCUUGAAGUGGACAUCAUUCCAACAAUCGUUCGGGGUCUAACGGAAUCACUCUCGGAAUCUACGCCGAUUCUUCAACAAAUUCGAUGGACCCUUGUUACCAUUGGUGCGAUGUUGAACAUGCAGAUGGAUUGCGUUCCUGUUAAACAUGCUUUGCUCGACUGUGGUACAAUUCCCCAGACUUUUAAUGCCCUUGCUCGCAUUUUGGCAUUGGACUUGAAAGAUCCUGAAACUCACGCCGUGUCAGUGCAAGCUAUGGAAUGGGGCCUGAGGCUCUUGGAUGAUAUUCUCACCGAUGAAGAAGCUCACACCUAUGCCUGGACGCCACAUGAUGCUGAAGUACUGUUCCGAGUGCUUCAGGUAUGGAGUGAGCUGGAUUCUAGGUACCUACUUGACACGGAAGGCAUGGAACACCGGAUAUCCAUCAUCGAAAGUGGAUGCAGCAUUCUCGACCAUGAAACUAAGAACUCUACAUUCUGUACAGCUGUCGUGGAUUGUGAAAACCUAGACAUUUUAAGGCUUCUUUUACACAUGGUCCACGAAACAGUGGUUCCACAUCAAGACUCAAGCGAUUUGACCGACAAUGAAGAGCCUCAUGUGUCAAGUACACAUCAUGUGUUUGGGCAUCUUAAAAAAGCUGCGACUCAUACCAUUGUUGCACUCGCUGGUGAGGACGCGAAUAUCGAUCGGCUGUGUCCUCUCUCGGACGGUCGUCUAACUCAUCCCAAUUUUUUCCUAGAAACACUGUAUGCAUGGACGUCAGAUGUACACGGCGACUCCAAAAAGGCUGUCUGUGCCGUACUCGCACUCGGUAACUUGGCGCGUGGGCAUACACGCAGCGUGGAACUCGCAUCACAGCCCCAUUUAUUGUAUCAUAUGCUACAGCAAAUGAUACUCCACCCGAAUGAUAUGCACAUUGUGUAUGCUGUGAUUCGUGCUGCUGGUAAUUUCGCCAUUCCUGACCAGAAUAAAUCUAUUCUUGUGUCAUCCGAUAUUGUUACCCACGCGUGUGCAUAUUUGGCACCGGAGCAUGAUGUCAAGAGCCCAAUUCAAUCUGGCGUCCUUGUCUUGCUUAAAAACCUCAUAUCGUCUUCUUCCAAACCCUUUGUCGCCCUUGAGCUGCUUGGCUGCCUGUCCGAUACGUCGAAAAACGUUCUAGAGCCACUGGAAGACUUAUGGCAUCGCACUGAUGAUACUACCACACAGCUGCGUAUUGCACGAAUUUAUGUCGCUUUGCUUCGAAGCGUCUUUGGCUCUGAUAAAGGAGAGGAAAGCAUGCAUCGUCUCGCCGAAGAGUCUGCCAUGUUGAGUACCAAACUUGAUGCGGCGUAUAAGCAUGCCGAGGGGAAACUUUGCUGCCCCUCUGUGGUGAAAGCAUUGUGUCAUCUUCUGUGUCACUCGCAACAACACACUGUGCUCCAAAAUGAGGGUCUACUUGGCCUUAUCUUUCUUAUAAGAUCGACAUACGCUGAUGCAUUUAUUGCCGAGACAAUAUUCCAAGUAUCAUCGUCUCCCCCCGGUGGCAUGUUUGCUUGCGUGAUGGAAGCGCUGCUCUACAUCUUUCGAACAGCUCCCGCACAGGUGGCGAGUAAUGCGUACGUUCUGUGGCUGCUGCUUGAGAAGGACGAGCGUGCAAGUGAAUGGCGUGCUCGUAUUGAAGAUGCAUGGAGCAAAUGUGCACAUCAGAUGUAG
Malassezia restricta is the source of this 1968-nucleotide messenger RNA. RefSeq lists its product as uncharacterized. Lineage: Eukaryota; Fungi; Basidiomycota; Malasseziomycetes; Malasseziales; Malasseziaceae. The record is from RefSeq and is a predicted model, not a curated record. Gene Ontology annotation, biological process: positive regulation of GTPase activity. Bases 1 to 1968 code for a protein of 655 amino acids. The transcript has a single exon. Gene Ontology annotation, cellular component: cytosol. Gene Ontology annotation, molecular function: guanyl-nucleotide exchange factor activity.